GGACGUUGAAGACGCUGAGACGAGUAAAGCAGAAUUACCACGGUCUGUAGUUUUUUUUUUUACACAGAAAAUAAAACAAGUUAUUAAAAAAUGACAUUAAAUUUAGAGAUGUCUUGAGGUUCCCAUGGACACAAUGGGAUGAAGAAGGAAAAAAACUAUAAUUACAAAGAACAUCGGAGCCAGCCAGCAAACUGGAGGUUUCCACUCCCCAGCCAUGAGAUUGGGACUAACUUCUCAUAAAACCACACCCUUUGAAAUCGCUUCGCAGCACUUUCUGUCCGCAACUGGUGUCACGGAAGCUGGCGUGAUUGCCUUCAGCCAAAACAAACGGCCGGCUUCAAAGGGUUUGCAAGCACGCGCGCAGGAAUGAGUGACGUAGGGGGCGUGGCCUCAACUCUAUAGAUCACAGCGGAGUCCCUCGGCGCGCGGUGGGUGAGUGACAGGCGCGGACUACUCUUGUUGUGUACUUGGCCGCUCGUGUUGCCGCCUACUUCCACACCUCUAAUGGGCGGCAAUCCACAUGUCUGCGCUCUAUAAAAUAGUUCUCUUACCCCAACGUCGCUUCUCGCGUAGAAAUUGCUGCAACUGCACUCUAAAGAGGAUUUAAACGUUUAGAAAUAUUAUUCUGGAUUUUUUUAAAAGUCAGAAAACGGGGAUUACGAAACCGAUUUGGGAAGUCAGGGAGCAAUAAAAUUUGUCGUCUGCGCGCGCAUGAAUUUAAUGGCGCCUAACGCCGAGCCGUGCACCAAGGCAGCGCGAGUAAAGAGCGUCCGAACCACUUGAAUAGGCUCUCGUCAGACACGCUCGAGUCCGCGCGAUGAAGACUAUCAGUCACCGUAGGCUUGCGUUUGGCAGCGGCCGGCCGGCAGACGUCCCCCCAGAGCCCAGCGCGAGGAGGUUACCUAUGAUCACAGGUCGCUUGGCAGCAGACGGCAAGUUGCUGCUCCGUCUGCUCGCAGUACUGGAAGUCGUGUGAGUGGAGGUGAGGUGUGUAUGUGUGUGUGUGCGCGCGCGCGCGUGCGUGUGUCAGUUUUUCUACGCACCAUUCAACAUGCGGGCCGCGACCGUUGUGCGUGUCCCACACCAAUGUUACUGUUGCAGUAGUAGUAGUAGAAGAGGAAGCAGCAGCGUCUGUGGUGGUGUUGGAAAUAUGUUGCAUCUUCUGAUCCGUGACUGGAACGCAGGUGUUGUGUCAUCAUCACUGGCGUUGGUGUUCUCGCAUCGGACUCGACACCAGCAGCUGCGUGGAGUCCAGGUGCGUGCAUCGUGGUGCUGGAGAUGGUGGUGGUGGUGGUGUGUCGUUGUCGUCGGAUGCUUUACCUUGGUGCCAGGAGCUGCUGCUCUGUCGCUGGACAGUCCGCACAUGAAUGGUCGGUGCGAGCCGGUGACGAUCCCCAUGUGUCUGGACAUGCGCUACAACAUGACACGGAUGCCCAACCUCGUGGGCCACUUCAACCAGAAGGAUGCUGCCAUCCAAGUGCACGAAUUCAUCCCCCUCGUUCAGUUCGGCUGCUCGCGCUUGCUGAAAUUCUUCCUGUGCUCUCUCUACGCCCCGAUGUGCACAGAGAUGGUAGACGAGACCCUCAUUAUCACGGCCUGUCGCUCCAUGUGCCUGGAGGUCAAAUCCAAGUGCGAGCCCAUUCUGCAGCGGUUCAACUUCCCUUGGCCCAGCAUGCUGGCCUGCGAGAAGUUACCCGAGAAGAGUGACCCUCGGAAUAAUCUGUGCAUGGAAGCACCCCCGGUCACAGACGAACCUGAGUUCGAUGCCGGAAAUGUAGGAGGCUCACUGGAUGACAACGCUGAAUGGAGAAAGCUUUUCGCCGAGUUCAAUUUCAGGGACAGGACAACGACGGAGCCCGCACGCAGGGAAGAGGUGGGGCGCGAGGGGGGCCCGUGUCCGCCUCGCUUCGUGCACGUGGACAAGAUCGAGGGCAACAACACGUGCGCCCCGCGCUGUGACGUCGACGUCUUCUUUCGCAAGGAGGACAAACACUUCGCCAAGGUGUGGAUGAUCGUGUGGGCGUCCUUGUGCUGCUUGUCCACCUCCAUCACAGUGUGGACCUUCGUCAUCGACACCUCCCGCUUCAAGUACCCGGAGCGGCCCAUCAUCUUUCUGUCCAUGUGCUACGCCAUCUACUCUGUGGCCUUCAUCAUCCGGGCAGUCACGGGGCCAGAGGCCAUUUCCUGCGACAAGGGCCGGGACGGCAGGACGUUCCUGAUCCAGGAAGGCCUGGAGUCGACCUGGUGCAUCAUCGUCUUUCUCAUCCUGUACUUCUUUGGCAUGGCCUCGUCGAUCUGGUGGGUGGUCUUGACCUUGACCUGGUUCCUGGCCGCCGGCCGCAAGUGGGGUCAAGAGGCCAUCGAGGCGCUGAGCUCCUAUUUCCACCUGGCGGCUUGGGCCAUUCCGGCCAUCCAGACCAUCGUGAUCCUGACCAUGAGGCGGGUGGACGGGGACGAGCUGACAGGAAUGUGCUACGUGGGAAACCAAGACAUCGUGGCUCUCACCGGCUUCGUGCUGGUGCCGCUCAUCAUCUACCUCAUCGUCGGCACCGUCUUCAUCCUCGCCGGCUUCGUGGCGCUCUUCCGCAUCCGCAGCAACCUCAAGCAAGAUGGCGGCGGUGGACCCAACAUUCGCAAGCUGGAGAAGCUGAUGGCCAAGAUCGGGGUGUUCUCCGUGUUGUACACUGUUCCGGCCACCUGCGUCAUCGGCUGUUACUUUUACGAGAGGAUGAACUUUGACAGCUGGCAGCGCGAGGCCAGGCGGCGGCCUUGUCUGCCCUCCUAUGACUGCCCCCUGGAGCACGCCAUCCCUACUGUGGAGGUGUACAUGCUCAAAAUCUUCAUGUCCCUUGUCGUCGGCAUCACCAGCGGCAUGUGGAUCUGGUCCUCCAAGACCGUCAGCUCGUGGAAAAACUUCUGUUCGGGAAGGUUUCGACGGAGAAAGUCCGGACACGCCGGUGGUGGUGGAAGUGGCGGGGCUGGUGGUGGGGCUGGAAACGGCGGUGGCGGUGGUGGUGGUGGAGGAAGUGGGGGCGGUGGAAGCACUCAUUAUACUGCCAGCUACCACCCCGCCCCCGUGGUGAUUAUGAAGUCGCAUGGACACAAACAUCUACCCAAGAUGGCGGGGUCGCGGGUGUGACGCACGUUGGAGCUGUGAAGACUCGGAUCUGUGUUUUUGAUUGGAUGGGAAGGUUGGCGGAAGUUUGAGUGUAGGGAGUGAGAUGCAGACUGGGAUUCAACCGAACUAAUGGGAACUUGUAAAGGGGUGGACGAACCUCGAAGACGCCUUUUUCUCUCUCUCAAGUGGUAGUGUAUGAACACUGUGCCGGGUGGGCUUCAGUCACCUGUGACACAUUACCUGUGCGGCUUUUGUCAGUGGUGUCUUUGUGCUGCCCACCCCCGACGUUGUGUUCAUUUCAUCGUUUGAAGCAUUUCGGUUUCUCGAGAAAGAGCGAGUUAGAUCACGCGCCGCAAAGCACGCGCGGCAUGUGAGUGUGUGCGCGCGCAUGCGCAUGUGCACACGUUUAUUUGCUUCUUUUGACGAGGCGCGCAAUCCAGACACAGUCCUGCACAGAGGACAAGGCAGUUCUUGACUUUCCUUCAGCGCGUGCGUGCGUGUGUGUGUGUUUGUUGAUGCGUAGGUGUUUUUUGCAAACUUGCAGAGAGGCAAUGGAGUGAACGGGGAGAGAACUUUAUGGCCCUGAGUGAAUAGACGCUGGGUUUUAGUGCCUGCCUUUCGACAGAGGGCGCCACUGUUGCUGUGUUAUUGCUGAUUCUUUGUACACGGCUUCAAGGCAGAGCCGGAGGAAGGAAAAGAGAAUAAUGGAUUUCUUCUCCAGGUUCACGAAGCUGGAACUGGUUGAAGGGUUAGAAGAGGAGAUCACUCUAGAGGGCUUUUCUCAUUGUCACAUUAGCCGUAGCAGCUCGGACUGGAGGUUUGUCUCCCGUGAUGUAAGCCUAGCGGAGGGACUGGUGCAUCUAUAUAUACUUCGGUUUUGAAAGGUAGAAAAAUGUUGGAAGUAUGGUUUUUUGGGGUAGGUGAGCGGGCGGGUAAGAUGGGGUGAGACAGUGUAGGGGGAGGGAAUCCCUCUGAAAUAUGUCAUUCUAGCUGUACAUGUCAAGUAUUUGGCUCUCGCUCUAGCUCUCGGCUGUGCACUCACACACGGAUCAGGCCCAUCCUCUAGCUCCCCUCGCUGCACGGGGGUUGGGGGUAGGUGUUGAGGGAGGGUGGGAGGUGUAGGAAGGAGCGGGAGGCGUAGAGGCAGCGCACCCCAUAAUCUCAUCAGGCGUCGCUAAUGAUACCUUCUGUCCUGAACAUCACUACUGGAGUGCACUCGGCCUUGUCUAAUAGCUCUCGCGCUCUCGUGCUCGCUCCCUCGCGUGCCUGCGCGCACAUACAUCCACCAUGUGUGCGCGAUGAAAUCACAAAUGAGUUGGAUACAUUCCAGUAGCGCACACUUCCCUGCAAUACGUGCGUGCAAGCGCGUGCUUGCGUAUUGUGUAGUGCAGGUGGAAUUGCGGGUAGAGGAUGCGAGGGGUAGGUUAAUUUAUUUGUCGUGGGGUUAGUCGGCAGCGGACCCAACACCAAAAAAGACACAAACGGCGGGUUUCAAAGUUGUGAGAAGUUAUGAUGUUUGACAGUUACAGACGUUGGGGUGAAAGAAGAUACUGGAACAGAUGCGACAAAGAGUUCGCUCACUCCCUCGCCACCGAUCACAAUAUCACUUACAAGUAAAGAGAAAGCAAGGGUUACUUUUUAUUAUAGCCCCUAUUUUGUUGUUUUAAGACCCUCGCAGUUCGUGGGGCCGUUCAUCCCUCAGAUGUUACCCUGAAGUCACCUUUCCCACCGUCUUUGGGUGGCGGGUGGAGGUUUUCAUUAUUCACGGGGGAGGAGUGAGUGGAUUGUGAGCACUAUAAACUUCCUGUCACUUGCAAGCAAGAAGUAUUCAUUUACCGUGUGAAGUUUUGUGUAAUCGAUGUUUUUCGUGUCUCGCUGAAGAGGGUCUUGAAGAUCGGGGUCACACAGAGCUGGGGAAGGGCUAUGCGGCGUUAGGGCGGCAACCAAAGCGCGCGCGCACGCACACAGUUCAAAGCAACACUUCAAAGCGCGAGAGCACAGUUACGGCGCUGUUGUGGAGAGCUGGCGAGAGGGCCAUAGUUUCGCUUGGCUUUAGUGAUGACAGAGAAGGAUCUCAUCUAUCCCUGGGCUGAGUGUGUGCAUGUGGUAGAGAGAAUAGAUAAUUAUGCGCUAGUGAAAGUUUUGGUCAAGUCUGAUGACACGGACAGAAAAAAUCCCCCUCUCGAGCGUUGGUGUAGACAUGAGCACACACGUGUGAAUAUGCAAGUGUAUAUGACUGUAGACAUGGGUGGUUGUGCUAAUUUACAUGUAAACAGUUACUGAAUGUAUUUGCGCGGAUGUGUGUAUAAACAGUAGCCAAGGCAGAACCGUAGUACUGGCAUGAAAGAAAAUACUGCUACAGUUGUCUCGCCUGCUCAGUGCAGUCGUACCGACAUCAUCACGAGCUUUCAGUGUCUCACACCAAUCACAGCUGUGACACCAGAUCAAUCCCAACUUCCUUCCCCAUGUCCUGUCAUCAGCUGUGUGCGCUUGAGCAGGGAAAUGCUUUUCAUUUCUAUGAACCACAUGAUGCCAGUGUGAGCAAGAGGUGCAGCCAGGGGAUGCUGGGUAGCAAGGACAUCCAGGACUAGAGCUGUGUGUGUGGGUGAGACAACUGGUGUUCCCAUCAACAGCAUGAAGCCCUGCACCACAGACCUACAACAGUUGAACCAUAAUGGUGAAGGUACUGCAGGAACAUCAACUGUUUUUAACUGUCGUAUGAAAACUGCAAAAAUGUUGUCAAGAAAGGACAAUAAUACUUCGGAAGCUGUGGGAGUACAAUGUGAAUUAUUUGUGGCAAGAAGGAUACAUGAUGCUGGCCAGCAACAGUUGUGAUGCGAACAGUGUACAACUGUGGACUGGUAAAGAGACUGUAGGCAAUUGAAGCCAACAAAAGUGUUAUAAUAAGUUCGGAAUAUAACCAUGAUGAUGUUCAGCGCAUUUACAAUUAGUUUGCCUUUGGCUGAGGUACAUUCUCAGUUAUUAUUACUAGAGCCGAAUAGGGAAGGACAAUGGGAGAAUUCAAGCCGACACAAGCAGUUAAAUGAGGCGGAAAUAGCAAGAGAAUUUUAGUCUUUUACAACAAAAACGGAAGAUAGCAUGGGAAACAGUGAAGGAACUGUUGAUAAGCUUUGCUGAAACAAAUGAAUAUUACAAGAAUGUUACAAGAAAUUUUGAACGAUUGGGAAUUUUAUUUGACGAAGGCUGUUUUAAAAUGAACCAAAUAUAUUCAAUAGUAAAAUUAUUGUUGAGCAGAAAAUUAACAAAGGACGGCUUUGCAGGAAAUAGGCAAAGUUUGUGUAUUAGUAACAAUGAAAGGGUUUUAGUUAUGUAACAUGUAACAAUAUUUUGACAAGAACAUAAUUUUACUCUCAUGCUUGCAGAGAAGGUAACAAUAUUUCUGCACUGCGGCCACAUGAUUACAUUUGUGUUUUUUAAAAUUAAAGGACUUUACCAAGACAGGUAAAGUCCUGGUGUUACAAAGAAGCGGGGCCAUUCCCCUGAGCAGGUUCAGGUAGAAACUGCAGACAGAAUAAAAAUAGGGGGGGGGGCGAUAGAAGAGAAGGAGGGUUUUUAUUUUGGACUGUUUGCUGAAGCACGAAUUUCAAGUCUUUCAAGGAUAUUAAAGACAUACAUUUCAUUGUUUAGCGGACCUCCGCUUGGCGAUUGACUAUGGCUUACGAUUUAUCACUGGGUUUGUUUGUCGAGGCGGCUGGAGAGGGUGGCUGUAACUCACCCACAAUGCCUGUCGCGCGACUCCAGUGCCUGUAGGACCAACGCCUGGGCAAACAAAUCCAGUGACGAGAGCUCAGUGAGGAGCACACGAUCUUCUUUUUGUUGCUACACACAGUUUGUGAACAAUAAAGUGCAGUAUAUAUGUUGGUGGAA
Pomacea canaliculata is the source of this 7006-nucleotide messenger RNA. Its product is annotated as frizzled-9-like. Lineage: Eukaryota; Metazoa; Mollusca; Gastropoda; Architaenioglossa; Ampullariidae. Gene Ontology annotation, biological process: non-canonical Wnt signaling pathway; canonical Wnt signaling pathway. The transcript has 3 exons. Gene Ontology annotation, cellular component: plasma membrane. The record is from RefSeq and is a predicted model, not a curated record. Gene Ontology annotation, molecular function: Wnt-protein binding; Wnt receptor activity. Bases 1052 to 3139 code for a protein of 695 amino acids.